AUGGCUUCCCCACGGUUCCCGUUUCUGUAUCCGCAUUUGAUGCGCGCGAUUAGAACAUGCGAACUGUCCACCUACCGCACCAUUCGGAGUCCGUCACAUGGUCGUGCGUUCCACGCCGGUCGAUAUCGCGCUCAGGAAGCAUAUCACCGGCGCUAUGGGCCCGCUGCUGAGGCCAACUUGCCUCCUCCGUCGAAACCCAAGGAAGAGUUCUCCAAAGAGCAAGAGUCGAAAACGCCAGCGGCGAAGGACGGUAAUCACAAACUUGAGCAAUCGCGGUCACAAGAUGGUACCAAGGGAAACGUUCUGGACGCUUCACAUAAGGAGGAUGACGACCCAAAAGCAGCGCAGUCUCAUGAGAGCCAGUCUCCGAAUGACUCGCAGACGCAGGAGGAGUCCGAGCCCGACCUUGACGCCCCUGAUAUCCAUGAAGUCUCCCCAGUUCCCACCGAACGUCCAAGCCAAGAUCGGCAUAAACCUAAUUCCCUCAACGAUAAUCCACUCGAAGGUGUUCUCCAUAUGCCUUCACCUUCGUCGCCCUUAACCCCUACAGAAACAUCUCCUUCCGCUACUAAACCGCACCUGGCUCCUGCCCCGUAUGUCCAUCACUUCGAUACCUACUCCCUCGUCUGCGACUUAUCAAAAGGCGGCUUUACGGAAGCGCAAUCCAUCACCAUCAUGAAGGCUAUACGGACUAUUUUGCACAACAAUCUGGACAUUGCCAGACAAAGCCUGACUUCUAAAUCCGAUGUCGAGAACGAGACCUAUCUGUUCAAAGCGGCCUGUUCGGAGCUCCAGUCGUCCCUCCAGACAGCCCGAAAUUCCGAAAUGCAGAGGCAGCGUGCGUCCAGAGCACAAUUAGAACACGAGGCGGAUAUUCUCUCCCAGCGCCUGAACCAGGAGCUUGCGGGAUUGAAAGACGACAUUAAGGGAAUGUUCAACGACCACAAGAUGACGACUCGAGAACAGCAACGGAGCAUUGAUACAUCGGUUCAGGAACUUAAUUAUAAAAUUACUGUUUCCUUGAACAGCGACGGCAAAAGUGAAAUUGAAGGUCUCCGGUGGAUUCUGACCAGGAGGGCUGCCAUGGCUGUUGCUACGAGUGCCUUCAUGAUUAUUAUUUUCCUCAAGUACUACUCUGUGCGCAAAGCGCAGGAAGCCGCUGAGAAGAAGAAAGAAGCCCCCGCUAAAGAAACCACCGAGAAGAGAGUAGUUCAAGAAGCCGCCCCACCGCCGACGCUACCAGCUGUCCCGGAGAUCAUUAUCAGCGAGUCUCUCGGCUGA
This is a messenger RNA of Aspergillus fischeri NRRL 181, 1281 nucleotides long. Its product is annotated as CCDC90 family protein. The record is from RefSeq and is a predicted model, not a curated record. Lineage: Eukaryota; Fungi; Ascomycota; Eurotiomycetes; Eurotiales; Aspergillaceae. Gene Ontology annotation, cellular component: mitochondrion. The transcript has 2 exons. Bases 1 to 1281 code for a protein of 426 amino acids.